CAAGGGCAGGCCGGAGGAUGCGGGGACGGGGUUCGCGGCGAUGGAACCGUUGACCGAGGCCACCGAGGCAUUGCUGGGUCGGCGCAGUUCCGCGCUGCUGUGAAUGUUGAUUGGGUUCGCGCCUUUGGAGCGCAACUGUGCCUCGGCUCCCACAACAUGGUGCCCCGCCGUGCUGGCAGUCAACAAGUUCUUCCUACAAACGCGCCAAGAAGUCAGCGGGGGGUCAACUUUGCGGGUUUGGGGAUUUCCCCAUGGGCGUCAUGUCGUGCAUCCCCAAUUGUCCGCCUGCAUUGUGCCUCGGCAUUGUACCGAGGCACCGUGGUGAGCGCGAGGAUGCGGGUUUGCGGCCUGCAAGAUACGGCUCGCCGAAGGUUCCGCCACGGACACACGGGGGAACUGAGACGGCCGGGUCAAACUUACUUUCGUCGGCGGCUCUCCUGGACAACGCACUCGACAUUGUCCCAUCUGCAGUUGCCGCAGGGCGCGCCUUCAACCACGUCGCAGCGGACUUUGCGCGCGCGACAGCUCACACAAGCGCGGGCGGCUCUGCGUUUCGUGAUCUUGGUUGGGGGAGCUCCGUCCUUCAGGUCCGCAUCCGAUGAAGAGCGCUUCUUGCUCUGCUCCUGGUCCGAGGUGUCGUUGGCGUCGUCGUUUUUCGGGUCCUCGGCAGCCUCGGCAGGCUCUUCCGUGGUCGCCAUCGUCAGCGCCGAUAGAUCGGUGGCCGGCUCGGGGGCGGGCGUUGCCUCGAGGGCGGGCGCGGUGGUGGUGGUGGUAGUUUCGGUCGCCAUUGUCGCGGCACGCAAGCAGUCUCUCCUAUUUAGAGACUGCUCGUUGUUCAGGCCGGUUGCUUAGGGGUAAAGUAGACGAGGGGGUGUCGUCGUCAGUCUCGGGAAAUGGGCCGAGUUUAAAGAUGAAGAAUCGUUAUGUUGCUCCGGCAAAAGGACUUAAUACGUAUGGAAGCGACUUGCAGAUGUAAGGGGCUCGCAUAUACGGGCACCA
Messenger RNA from Colletotrichum phormii, 999 nucleotides. RefSeq lists its product as uncharacterized. The transcript has a single exon. Bases 157 to 852 code for a protein of 231 amino acids. Lineage: Eukaryota; Fungi; Ascomycota; Sordariomycetes; Glomerellales; Glomerellaceae. The record is from RefSeq and is a predicted model, not a curated record.